Messenger RNA from Tinamus guttatus (white-throated tinamou), 772 nucleotides. The record is from RefSeq and is a predicted model, not a curated record. Lineage: Eukaryota; Metazoa; Chordata; Aves; Tinamiformes; Tinamidae.
AUGCCUCCCCAUGGUGUCCCCGCCGUGUCCCCCCGUCCCCGCAGCGUGGCGCAGGUGCCGGUGGCCGAGGGCAAGAGCGUGCAGCAGACGGUGGAGCUGCUCACGCGCAAGCUGGAGCUGCUGGGCGCCGACAAGCAGGGCGCCUUCUGCGUGGACUGCGAGACCUACCACACGGCUGCCGCCACCAUGGGCGCCCAAGGGCAGACAGGCAAGCUGAUGUACGUGAUGCACAACUCCGAGUAUCCCCUCAGCUGCUUCGCGCUCUUUGAAAACGGCCCGUGCCUCAUAGCCGAUGCCAACUUCGAUAUCCUCAUGGUGAAGCUCAAAGGCUUCUUCCAAAACGCCAAGGCCAACAAGAUAGAGAGCCGGGGUACCCGCUACCAGUACUGUGACUUCUUGGUGAAGGUGGGCACGGUUACAAUGGGGCCCAGCGCCCGGGGGAUAGCUGUGGAGGUCGAGUACUGCCCCUGCGUGAUAGCCAACGACUGCUGGAACCUGCUCAUGGAAUUCAUGCAGAGCUUCAUGGGGAGCCACACUCCCGGCAUCCCGUCGGUGUUUGGCACCAAGCACGACAGCAUCUACAGCCCAGCAGACACCAUGGUCCAGUACAUGGAGCUGUUCAAUAAGAUCCGCAAGCAGCAGCAGGUGCCCGUGGCAGGAAUCAGAUGAAAGCACUGCCUGAAGCCGUGUUUAAAGCAACUGCAUCCUCUUCCCUGGAUUCUAUGGAUCAGGCACCUCUCCCAGAAGCAGCACUGGAGCCAGCCCAAGGUUU